Messenger RNA from Capsella rubella, 2366 nucleotides. RefSeq lists its product as uncharacterized. Lineage: Eukaryota; Viridiplantae; Streptophyta; Magnoliopsida; Brassicales; Brassicaceae. The coding region runs from base 284 to 2167 and encodes 627 amino acids. The transcript is spliced from 5 exons. The record is from RefSeq and is a predicted model, not a curated record.
AGAUAUUACAUAAAAGAAGAGUUGUGUAAGAAUGAGAUAUUUUCCCAUCCACAAAUCUCGCACCUGAUUCCAUAACAAAAAAAUUCAUCUUCUUCUUCAACGCACAUCUAGUGACUUUUUAUAUGUCCGUAUACGUUGUCUCUCCCAAUAGUUGAAAGAUCUCUUGACGAACUUUUUUUUGGAAUUUUCUUGGGGUGGCAAAAGUCAUUAAAAACACUAAUCAUGUUUAUGUACCUCUUGAAGACGUUUUUGCGUUUACUUUAAACCACACAAACGCGUUCGAAUGGGUAUUCUAACGACGACGAAGACUUAUACUAACUUCGAUUUUGGUGUUGGUUUUAAACAGUUUGUGUACGGUAACACUUUCGUAGUUCUCGAUGCUUUCUGGGGUUCUCUCUCUAAUCUCUUCUUCUCAUUCAGAGUUAAUUCAGACAAAGAGACAAGCUUGGUCGUGUUCAAGAAACAUAACACAAGCGAUUCCUCUGUUUACGGAGAUCAAAAUCAAAUUGGUGGAACACAAGACGAUGAUGAGAUGGAAAGCUCUCUGGUUUCGAUUAGCAAGAGAUGCGAGUUUUAUUCCGACAAGAAAAGUAUCGUUGGUUUUGUAGAAGAGCCUAAAGCGUUUACCUUUAAGUUUCAUGAUUACUCUGCUACUGUUCAGGAGGAGGAGAUGAAGAAGAAGAAGACUGUGAGAUUCUCGGAUAUUGAGGAAUCGAACACGACUUCCAUGGGUUUGGAGAAAUCAGAAUCAGAGGAUUUUGUGAAGGAACACGUGAAAGAAGAGAUGUUGGUUUAUGAGUUCAUGAAUUGUUGUGUCUUAAAAGAACUUUUAGAUCACGAAGAAAACUUGUUUGAUGAUGAUGAUGAUGGGUUUAUAGAACUCAAUCCAAGUUUACAGAGAUCUCACUUUGCUUAUGGAGAAAGAGAAGAAGAAGAAGAGUUUAUGCAGAGAGAAGAAGAGCUGAUGAAUAUGGGGUUUGAUGAACAAGAAGAGGUAUAUGAUGAGUAUGAUGAUGGUUCAGAUUCAGAUGAUGAUGAGUUUGAGCAUAGUGAUGUGAUUGAGAAACUGAAAACAGAACUAAGGACUGCAAGAACAGGAGGAUUAUGCACCAUUCUUGAGGAAUCAGAGACUACAUUGGAAGAGCUGAAACCACUCAAGAUUGAUUCAAAACCAGAUCAGCACAAAGACAGAAUCUCUGAAAUUCACAAGGUUUACAAGAGCUAUGCGGUUAAGAUGCGAAAACUCGAUGUCAUCGAUUCUCAGACGAUGCAUUCCAUCAGUUUGCUAAAGCUAAAAGAUUCACCUAAACCAAGCAAAAACAAAGCUAAAGCGCCUAAAUCUCCUCUGCAUCAGAAUCUGUGGCCAUUCAAGAAACAUAAGCUUGAAUGCGAUCCGAUUGAGAAAGAAGCUAGUAGAGACUUUGAGACUGUCUAUGUAGGCCAACUUUGUCUCUCGUGGGAGAUGCUUCAAUGGCAAUACGCUAAAGUCUUGGAGUUUGAUUCUCAGGUUCCUUUUUAUCAAUACAAUUUAGUAGCUGGAGAGUUUCAACUAUUCCAAGUUCUGCUUCAACGGUUUGUGGAGAAUGAACCGUUUCAGAACUCAUCUAGAGUUGAGACUUACUUAAAGAACCGUCGCCAUUUUCAUAAUUUCCUUCAGAUUCCCCUUGUAAGAGAUGACCGUUCCUCGAAGAGUAAUAAGAAAUGUAAAUAUGAAGGAGAAUUCGCGGUAAAGAUUGAAAUGUUGAGAGAGAUUAUCCGAGAGUCAAUGAGUGUUUUUUGGGAGUUUCUUUGUGCAGACAAAGAUGAGUUUACUUCAAUGAUGAAAGUUUCUCACCAAACUCAAGUCUCUCCACAAGAUCCUCUAGAUCUUGAGCUCUUGACAGAUAUCAGAACUCAUUUCCAAAAGAAGGAGAAGAAGCUAAAGGAAAUACUAAGAAGCCAAAGCUGUAUAGUAAAGAAGUUAAAGAAGAAUGAGUCGAAGAGUAGUGUUGGAAUCAAGGAUGACAUACUGAUAGCUCAAAUCGAACUGAGACUUGUUUCAAGAGUGAUGAACAUGUCAAAACUUACCACUGAGAAGUUAGUUUGGUGUAGGGAGAAACUUGACAGGAUCAGCUUCAACGGUCGAAAGAUUCACAUGGAACCAUCUUUCUCUUUGUUACCUUUUUGAGCCUUCUCUGCAUAUAAGAUUUAGAUCAUAGAUGUUGGAACAUUUUGGCUUCAUCAGAUCCAGGAAGAUGUCUUUUUGUUGUUGUUCCUGAGAACAAAAUUUUAUAUCAUAAUGAUGAUAUAUUGUAGCUUAGUUUUGUGAUUUUCUCCUUCUACAUUUUAUUACUACAGUUGAUUAAUCUAUGAUUAGUUGAAUAAAA